Messenger RNA from Prinia subflava (tawny-flanked prinia), 499 nucleotides. RefSeq names its product spheniscin-1-like. The record is from RefSeq and is a predicted model, not a curated record. Bases 103 to 285 code for a protein of 60 amino acids. NCBI's taxonomy places the organism in Eukaryota, Metazoa, Chordata, Aves, Passeriformes, Cisticolidae. Gene Ontology annotation, cellular component: extracellular region. The transcript is spliced from 5 exons. Gene Ontology annotation, molecular function: chemoattractant activity; CCR6 chemokine receptor binding. Gene Ontology annotation, biological process: cell chemotaxis; defense response to bacterium.
CCAAGGGCAUCUGGACACAGCGAUUCCUGCUGGGUUGGUUGCUUCCUGAACACCCAGACCUUCUCCAGGGAGCCCUGUGAAGACCCAGGAGAGGAAGCAGCCAUGAAGAUCCUGUUCCUGCUCUUCCCCCUGCUCCUCCUGUUGGUCCAGGGUGCUGCAGGGGGAAAUCGAGCUGAAUGCAGGCGCAGAGGGGGAUACUGCACCUUUGGGCGCUGCCGCCACCCCACAACACCUGUUGGAAAAUGUUCAAGAUUCCAUGUGUGCUGCAAAAGCAUCUGGGGUUGAGACCCUGAAAUUGCCAAGCAGGACAUGGCCCUCUCUUCUGGCUCCUGCACCCAUGUCCUGCUGUCCCCUCGCCUCCUUGCCUGUGCCCUGCCCAGCUUGGUGACAGCAGCAGUGGCAGCUGCUCCUGCUGGGUGCUGCUUGGCUGGAGCCCUGUGGUGCCAGCCCCGCUGUCUUUGGGCCAGGGGCUGCUUUUGCCAGCCUGAAUAAAGAGCAC